Messenger RNA from Ornithodoros turicata, 2308 nucleotides. RefSeq lists its product as uncharacterized. NCBI's taxonomy places the organism in Eukaryota, Metazoa, Arthropoda, Arachnida, Ixodida, Argasidae. The coding region runs from base 1138 to 1989 and encodes 283 amino acids. The transcript has a single exon. The record is from RefSeq and is a predicted model, not a curated record.
GCUGAGCUGCCCGCGUAUUUAUAUCUCCACCGAAGGAGUCGACCCGCUAUGUUUAGACCGUCGGGACACGCCUAUCCUUCUCUUCGGCACAAGAAGAAGGUUAAAACACCCACGUUAACUUUCUGCAGGAACGCCACGCUCGCCCGCAUGCUGGUUACUGGCCCACUCUUUUGUGACUGCUGCGUCUUUGCAUCGGCCUUGUUUUGAACAUUGCCCAGAAGUGUACAGGUAUUGGAAGAGACGCAGGCGGCUACACCUACUACAUUGUGUGUCACGUUACCCUCAUAGGAAGUCAUCUCUCUGUGUAUGUAUUGCGUGCGUGGGGGGCGGACUCGGGAAGUGCUUUGUUGAAGUGGACGUUUCUUCAUACUCUAUUGAGACGUUCGGAGGAAACUGGACAGAGGUCUGUGUGUUGCGCACUGCAGCCGUUUAUGAAGUUUUGUGUGGCGCUCUCGGAAGUGAAUCAGGUGUGUUUCCUAGUGAAUAAUUUCGUCCCGGGUGUACCGAACGCAUUCAAGAUCGAAAACACGUCCGUUGAGUGUUCUUGUGAAUAUUGGUGCGUUCAUCGGGUUGUGAACCUCUUCACCAAGGGUUUCAGGUCAUCCUACGCCUUGUCGUCUACACAGCGUUUGUUGUUUGAAUAAUCUGCCGACAGGAAGCAACUUCGAAGAAUCACAUAUUCAAAAGUGUCGCGGACUGAGGCGUAUGUGUUAAAGGUCAUCUCAUACGGAUAUUUCCACACCAGCUGAAUACCGGUUAAUUUCGAAAACCUUUCUGGUGUAGUAUUCGACAUUCACUUGAAGGGAAAACAAAAACACAAUUCCAUGCGCAGAUAACUUAAAAAUCAUUUUAUCACACACACACAAAAAAAGGCUGACCCUGUGUGGUUCUGUAUCUCAGCUUCCACUAUAUAAACGCCGUCACGUAUAUCUCCCGAGACAACAAGUCAAGCCGCGUUGCUCUUAAAAAUACCCCAAACAUUCGACUGCUGCUCCUUCAGUGCCGCUUUUGGAUAUUACUUGGGUAGCUAUGUCGUACUGCAGAGCAAACUGAUGCACAUCAAGUUUCCGACAAUCGACGUAUACAGCAACUUAGCGUCCACGCUUUCUAAGAACAACGGAUCCUCUUUCAACCGACAUGACUCAACAUGAAGCGGCUGAUGAUGACUCACUAUCUUUAGCGGUCGAUUCCGAUCCCACAGCUGCCGAUAUUGACGAAUGCGAAGAUAUUUCUCUCAGCUCCCUCUACAGGCUGGACACCCUUGACAGGGCCUGCAACGAGAUGAGAUACAUCGUCAAAGACAUGGAGGCCAUGGAAUGCCGCUUGUCUCAACUUAGUCAGAAAUAUUCCAUGAUGUCAAAGAAGGCCAGAAACGUCCUCUCGGACCUGGACAAGGUGGACAGCCGACAACGAAAAUACAACAUCGUUGUAUUCGGUCUCGAGGAGACAGAGGAAGAUCCGGAAUCCUGCGAGGAGCUUGUCCUGGAUCUAGCCAGUGAAUACUUAAGAGUGCCGCUAGCGAAGGACGACAUCGUCAGCGCGUACAGGCUGAAAUCGUCGUCAGCUCCAAGACCUUUAUUGGUCAAGCUGAAUGAAAUCGAACUGAAGGAGAAACUGCUGAAAUCGUGCGGACGCUUGAAAGGUACAGGGAUCGGUAUCCGCGAGGACUAUCCUUGGGAAGUUCGACAGCAAAGAAUGUUGUUGGGGAAGAAAUUGGUGGAAGAACGUUCGGCUGGUCGAAGGGCAUCGCUGGAGUUUAAUAAGUUGACUGUGGAAGGGAAGGUGUUUGUGUGUGACAAGCAGUGUGAGAAUGUGAUCGAAUAUGAAGAGAGUGAGAGGAAUGAGAGAGAAGGCAAGCGUGUCCUUAAUAAGCGUGAUGAAUUGGAACCUGUGUUGGGUGGACUAAAGUGCUUGUCUGGGGACUGGUUGGAACGCCAUUCGAAGCUAAUUAAUGAUAAGUUGAGGUUGUUGGACGGGAACCACUGGUGAAAGUAGUCGAAGACUGUUGAAGUUGACGGAAGUCGGCUCUGAGCGUCAUGCGUUAUCUGUACUAGUUUAUCCCCAAAUGCGCGCGGGUAUACUUUGCUGUGUUUGAAAGCAUCUGGAAUGAAUCGUCGCAAAGCUGGAUCUUUGUGGGCUUGUGUGUUAUCGGCAUUCAUGUGAACGAUACAGGGUGGUACUAUGUUAAUCGUUACGUGUAAUAUGCGUUUGUGAAUAGUGACUGUGAUAUAUAUGUUCUGAUAUUCUAUAGGAUUGCUUCGUGUGCAUGUGUAAGAAUAAAAUCGUGCUGGUUAUUUAUUGCCCCCUA